AUGGCCUAUUGCCCCCUUCUCAUCGUCUGCUGCCUGACAAUAGGCACGACUACCAUCGAUACGACGAAGGACAUUGGAGACGUUGUUUUCAACAACUCUGCCCCAACCGAUACUACGCAUAUCAAGGAACAGUACGAGUACCACAAGGACUCGUCCUCUGCGACCCAGCACAAGAAGAAUUCAUUCGAGAAAGGGACAGACUUAACGAAGAAGCCAGGCUUAGAGAAGAACAAGCCCAACAAGCAACUCAACUAUCCGCUAGCGUACCACCAUCCAGACCACAGACACCACACCCAUACGAUCAAUCUCGCAGACAUAGCCAAGCACCCAGCAGGGCAGAAACCUCUACCUCUAUUGAAACUCGAACCAUUCGAUAUUCCCUUCCCGAAUCUCGACGUACCUAUCCCACCUGAACGACAGGAGGAAAUAUACGAAGUUACCAGACAACUUCAGACAUCCUCCACAAUGACAGAUACAAAUACUCUCAUGCGAGAAAUGAUUGAGGCACUUCAAAAAGCAAACAAACAUGCCUCUACUCCAAAGCCCCAGAAGUUCGAUGGCACGCAGCAAAUUCAGGACUUCCUGAAAGACUGCGACAUCUACUUUAAAGGCAAAGACACAACCAAGGAUGCAAAGAAAAUUCUCUUUGUACUCAACAACACCGAGAAGAAGCCACACAACUGGUGUCGCACCAAGUUUGACGAAUACGAAGCCAGCACAACUUGGCCCACAUGGACCAAAUUCAAGGAAGACUUUGCCAAAGCCUUUCAGAAGGUGGAUAGCGAAGUCGACGCCAUCGUAAAACUCAACAGAAUAAUGCAGUCAGACUUCGAUUCAGUCAAUGACUACAACGUCAAAUUUAACCAACUCGUCAAAGAAGCCAAGUACAACAACCUGAGCACAGACACCUACCUCCAACGUACCUAUACAGGAGGACUCAAAUCCGUCCUUGCAAAGACUCUCAUCCAACAAGAAAAGAAGCCAACCACACUCCAAGGAUGGCAAGAAGAAGCACUCAAGCUGGACAACGCAGAAAUAGAAUGGGACAAGCUCAGAUGA
This is a messenger RNA of Phanerochaete carnosa HHB-10118-sp, 1059 nucleotides long. RefSeq lists its product as uncharacterized. Bases 1 to 1059 code for a protein of 352 amino acids. Lineage: Eukaryota; Fungi; Basidiomycota; Agaricomycetes; Polyporales; Phanerochaetaceae. The transcript is spliced from 3 exons. The record is from RefSeq and is a predicted model, not a curated record.